Messenger RNA from Labeo rohita (rohu), 857 nucleotides. RefSeq lists its product as uncharacterized. The transcript is spliced from 6 exons. Lineage: Eukaryota; Metazoa; Chordata; Actinopteri; Cypriniformes; Cyprinidae. The record is from RefSeq and is a predicted model, not a curated record. The coding region runs from base 24 to 857 and encodes 277 amino acids.
UUUUAGUUUUACUGCGUUUAUGGAUGUGGCAUUUGGAUAGAGUGUUUGGUGUUGUGUCAAAUGAAAUGAAGACUUUGUCAGUGAUGGAGGGAGAUUCUGUCACUCUACAAACUGAUACUGACAUACAGAGAAAUGAUGCAGUGAUAGAGUGGAUGUUUGGACCUGAAAACCCAGAUAUUGUCAUUGCUGAAAUCAAUAGAGCAGCCAAUAUCAGUGAUGUUACUGAUGAGAGAUUCAGAGACAGAGUGAAGAUGGACAGUAAGACUGGAUCUGUCACCAUCACAAACAUCAGAACCACAGACUCUGGACUUUAUAAAGUAGACAUCACCAUCAAAUAUACUCUCGUAGUGAAAACGUACAGUGUUACUGUUUAUGCUGUUCUUCCUGUUCCUGUCAUUAUCAGAAACACUUCACAAUGUUCUUCAUCAUCUGAAAGUUCAUCAGUGUCUAGAUGUUCGCUGCUGUGUUCAGUGCUAAAUGUGAGCGAUGUGACUCUCUCCUGGUACAAAAGAAAAAGUUUACUCUCCAGCAUCAGUGCAUUUAAUCUCAGCAUCAGCCUCUCUUUACCUCUAGAGGUGGGACAUCAGGAUAAAAACACCUACAGCUGUGUGAUCAACAACAAAAUCAGCAACCAGACACAACAUCUCAACAUCAGUCAACUCUGUCAGCCAUUGGAUGAAAGCAGCUUUACAAAUCACAUAGUGCUAAUAUCUAUUGGUGCUGGAACACUGUUGAUUGUAGCUGCAGUUGUGGUCUUCUGGAUCUCCAGGAAAUGUAGCAAAACACACCAAGAUGGCAAGUGUAACCAAAGCACAUCUGAUAAAUCUCUACUAGGCUACAUCUACAGCAAAAGCUGA